This is a messenger RNA of Thrips palmi, 1379 nucleotides long. RefSeq lists its product as uncharacterized. The record is from RefSeq and is a predicted model, not a curated record. Gene Ontology annotation, cellular component: transcription factor TFIIIC complex. Lineage: Eukaryota; Metazoa; Arthropoda; Insecta; Thysanoptera; Thripidae. The coding region runs from base 280 to 1263 and encodes 327 amino acids. The transcript has 5 exons. Gene Ontology annotation, biological process: transcription by RNA polymerase III.
GUUCCAUCCACCGAACCCCCUAACCUGAUCUUCACGACCCAAAAGGAUCAAAAAGGGAAAAGGAACAAGAGGAAAGGGAAAGGCCCGAGGACGACGAAGUUCGAACUCUAGCAAGCAGGCGGAGAGGAAUGUUGAUUGUUACGUGCUAAUGCGCCGGCUCAUGUGCUACGUGCUUGGCCUGUUAUCUGCUGUGACUUCUUGAUUUUGCCCUACGUUUGACACAGAAAAAUAGAGUUUUUGCGGUUUUGAUAACCAAAAUUUCAAAAUUCCUUUUCUACUAUGGAUAACAUCAACUCGGACCGAAGAGAUGGCAUGAGUUCUGACAGAGUGCAAGUGAAAAUGGAAAACUGGUCAGAUGGAAGCACAGGGGUAUCCCAAAGGCAUGCUGAUCCAACUUCCAGUGCCAUGUUAAACCUCCCGUUCAGUGACGAUUUUCAAUUUAAAACACCCUCCCCAGUUUGCAAACCUAGUCGAAGCUCAAACUUAAGUAAAACCUCUCCAUCAUCCAAGUCGCAGUCAUGGAAGGUGGAACCAUCCCCCGAAGGUCCAAAACUUAAUUCAUCACAGAAGAAAAAGCCUGCUGUCAAAAUAGCUUCAUUUGCCAAAGCAUCUCCUGUUGAUAGACUUGCACCGUCUCAUGGAAAUGUAGAUCCUGCAAGUUUGAAGAAAUCUCUUGAUGGCUCAGGAGCUUCCAUGACUGCUCACAUUACAGCUCAGAACACUUGUGGUGGAUCUAAACAGCCCAUGACCCAGACAUCAUUACCCACCCCAGCUCUUAAUGCAGCACUUAGAUCCUUUUUCAACUUCAAUCCUCAAUCCGACUCUAACCCAAAUGAUAUAGUUCAAUCUGAUGAAGAAGAUGAAGAGGAUGACGACAAUGAGGAUGUUGAAGAAGAGGAAAUCCUAGUAUACAUGCAAUUUGAUUCAAAACUUGACAGUGACCUUCUGCAGCCUCAUACACCAUUUAAAAUCAUUGGUGUUGACUCAGAGAAGCCUGUUCUCCAACUCGGAAAUCAGGUUUUUGAGGGAAAUUGGAGUGACACUGUAGGGACCGCAGUAUUUUUUGAAGAGAAUCCUAGUGCAUCUCCAGGUGAUCCCGUGUUUAUGAAAAACCCACCUGUAACAUUAAACUACCAUAGUAAAACCCAGAAAGCACUUGUCAUGUCUCGUAUUUUUGUGAAACCAAAGGAAGACAAUGAUGAAGAAAAUAAUGUGAUGGUUCCUAUGGCUAUUGUUGAAGUUGCCCCAGGUAGCACAGAGUAAUAUCCUGAUACUUAUUUUAUUUUGUGAUCCUCAAAAUACAUUUUGUGUAGAUGUAAGUACACAUGUUUCUCAAAGUAAGCCUAUUAUAAUAAAAAAUUUCUGUUUCAUAACUUUUA